Cuscuta epithymum is the source of this 1465-nucleotide messenger RNA. The record is from the annotation of a GenBank genome assembly. NCBI's taxonomy places the organism in Eukaryota, Viridiplantae, Streptophyta, Magnoliopsida, Solanales, Convolvulaceae.
AAAUUCUCUCCCUGGGUUCUUCAAAUUUCAGCGUCUUAAAUAGAAAGAAGGGUGAAAAGUGAGGAGUAAGAAUGUCAAGCGACAGAUGCAGCCAUUGGUGCUAUAGCUGCAGACAGCCAGUAAACCUUACAAGACAAAAUGUGACUUGCCCGAACUGCCAUGGAGGGUUUGUGCAAGAUCUUGAUGAGGUUACUGCCACUGAAACCGAAUAUGAUGGCGAGGAUAACUACCACCAACGGCAGUCGAGGUUCAUGGAAGCCAUCUCCAGCUUCUUGAGGCGGCAAAUGUCAUCAUCAAGAACAGAUAGGCGUCAGCCUGAACCAAGUAACCCUUCUUGGAACCCAUUGCUGAUUUUUAGCGGCGACGUGCCAGCUGGAGGCAAUAGCGGUGGAGGAGGAGGGAUGACAGAGUUUCUGAACGAGGCUCUCGGAUUCAGAAGAGAACAUGGAGGAGGUGAUUAUUUCAUUGGUCCUGGUGUGGAAGAGUUCUUUGAUGAUAUAAUCAGCAGCAAUAACAACCGAUCGGUCCCUCAAGCGGCUUCAAGAUCUUCAAUUGAGUCCCUUCCUAAGGUCAAUAUAUCAAGAAAGCAUGUCCGGUCUGAUCUUCAUUGCCCAGUCUGUAAAGAUAAGUUCGAAAUGGGGACCGAAGUGAGAAAACUUCCUUGUGAUCAUUUGUAUCACGCGGAUUGUAUCAUUCCGUGGCUCCAACAACGCAAUUCCUGCCCGGUUUGUCGCCGAGAGAUGGAACCGGAGAGAUUGGGUGAUCACUGCGAUGACCUUAGUGACUCCCGGAGUCAAAGUCGAACCAACUCAAUGAGACUUUUUGAGAGGAGAAGGGAGAGGGGGAGGAGAAUGUGGUCUUUCUUGUGGCCCUUCAGGUCUUCUCGUUCUCGCCGCCGUGGUGGAGUUCCUGAAACCAACAUAGAGGCCACCAACCUGCAGUAUAGUCAUCAUCACCAUCAUGUUAGUGAGUACUCUAGCUGGCCAUUUGAAUAGAAGAUUAGAAGUUAAUCCUCUGUUUAGUCCAUGUGACUAUCCACUGUUAAUCUAUUUGGUCUCCCUAUAUGCAAUUUUAUUAUAAUGUAUUUGGUUCUAAAUAAAAGAAUAUUUUGUCAAUUCACUAUAUUUGGUGUGUCUUCAAUCAUGUACAUUGGAUCAGUAGUGGAUGAAGAUACCAUCCAAAAUGACAGUAAAAUUUAGCCAAGGGCUAAAUUAAGUCUCUAUUGUAGUCAAGAACCAAAUUAAGAGAUUUGAGUCUAAAAAGAAAGUUGUGGACAAGACUGAGUAAUAUAAUCUGUAUCAAAAUAUAUAGUCAAGUGACUAAACUGGUAUUAACUACUCCGUAUAUGAAUAACUAGCAAGGCUAGUUGGUGGUGGGCAUGGGGCAUUCUUGGACAUAAUAUAUAUUUUUGUUAUGUUGUGAUAAUAAUUGGUGUGUACCUCCCUGUCCAAACUCUAGUGUUCCC